AAAAGACUUGAAAACACCGCAACAAGCAAACCAAACAACCAACAAGAUGCCUUGCAAGGGAUGUGGAAACAACUGUCAGUGCUCAGCCGGAAAGUGCGGCGGUAACUGCGCCGGAAACAGCCAAUGCCAAUGCGCCGCCAAGACGGGAGCCAAGUGCUGUCAGGCCAAGUGAUUCCCGGCUACUUUUGGAUUAGGUUAAUUAGUUUCUUAUAGUUGUUACAAAUCCUCGACUGACACUGAAUAAACCCUAUUAUACUGUGGUUAUCUUAA
Molecule: messenger RNA, 270 nt
Organism: Drosophila santomea
Lineage: Eukaryota; Metazoa; Arthropoda; Insecta; Diptera; Drosophilidae
Product: metallothionein-2
Exons: 2
Coding region: 47-172 (41 amino acids)
Molecular function (GO): metal ion binding
Source: RefSeq, a predicted model, not a curated record